AUAACAGUAAACACUGCCGCCUCUUCACAAUACGCAUGGUGGCGUUGACCGAGGACGUACCUAGACGAACAAAUAAAUGAGUGUAUUUAAUAAGACUACUAAUUACUUUAGACAAAAUAGUAUUAAAGUGAUGUUAAAGUGAAUGUUACUAGCAGUAGAGCAGUGUAGUUAAGAAUACAAACACACGCAAAAUGGAUGAAACACUAAGCACCUUAAGCGACGAAGAGUUGGGUGUGCACGAGCAACACAUUACCGACAAGCUGAAGGUGAUCGAAGACAAGGUUGCCCGGUUAAAAUCGCAAAAAGUGCACCUGCUCGAGCUGCUCGACCAGAUAAAGGAUAUGCGAAAGCAGCGAAAAUUAAUCCAAAACACGGGAACGGAUUGGAACAGGGAAAAUUUUGACUGGUCCUCCAAAGCACGACAGUUGCUAGCGACCGUAUUUUCCGCCAAACAAUUCCGACCGAAGCAGCUGGAAACGAUAAACGCACUGAUGGCUGGGAAUGAUGUACUGUUUCUCGCGCCGACCGGAUCCGGCAAGAGUUUGUGCUUUCAGCUCCCGGCCUUGCUUAGCAAUGGUGUGACGGUAGUCAUUUCACCGCUAAUUUCACUCAUGGAAGAUCAGGUGUGGUCGUUGGAGCGGUUAAAGGUGAAAGCAAAGCUGGUCUGUAGCACCACCAACAAGGACGUUAUUGAUCAGAUACAUAGGGAACUGAGCGACAAGAAAGGACCGACCGUAAAGUUGCUGUACGUUACACCGGAACGAUUGUCCAAGAGCAAGCGCUUCAUGACGGCACUGCAGAAGUGUUACAACAAUGGUUUCUUGGAUCGGUUUGCGAUCGAUGAAGUACACUGUUGUUCGCAGUGGGGCCACGACUUCCGGCCGGACUAUAAGUUCCUCAACGUACUGAAGGAAAUGUUUCCGAAGGCACCUCUGCUUGGCGUUACGGCAACCGCCACCACGAAAGUCAUCAGCGACGUGCAAACGAUGCUCAACAUUCCCGACUCGUUGCUGUUUGUGGCAUCGUUCAACCGACCGAAUCUUUACUAUCACGUACUAGCGAAACCGACCGGUAAGCAGGAACAGUACGAUCUGAUAACGAAUUUACUACUGUCCCGGUUUCGCAACCAGUCCGGGAUUAUUUACACAUACUCGAUGAAGGACGCAGUGGACAUAAGUACGGCGUUGUUAUCGCGCGGUUUAAAAGCUGGCCCGUACCACGCGAAUCUGGAUCCGGCCGACAGGACGAAAAUACAUCGACUCUGGUACAACGAGGAGUUGCAGGUGGUCGUUGCGACCGUCGCGUUCGGUAUGGGCAUCAAUAAGGGCAAUGUUCGGUUCGUGAUACAUCACACGCUGAGCAAAAGUAUGGAAAACUUUUACCAGGAAUCGGGUCGUGCGGGAAGGGACGGUGCACGGGCGGACUGUAUUCUGCUGUACCACUUUACGGACAUGUUUCGCAUCACGACGAUGACCUUUUCCGAGCAUACUGGGUUGAAGAAUGCGUACGCUAUGGUGGAAUAUUGCAUCACAACCAGCGAAUGCCGAAGGAAGAUCAUUUCGCAGUACUUUUCGGAAGUUUGGGGCGAGGACAACUGUAACGCGAUGUGCGACCGGUGCGUGAACGCUGAUCUGGUACGCCCGCAGAAAGAAAUCGCUCCGUACGUCGAACAGCUCGGUCGGAUUGUAGCGAAGUGUGAGCUGGAGCAGGCGAACGUAACCGGGCUUAAGCUAGUCGAUGCGUGGAUGCACAAGGGACCGAUGAACCUGCGGCUAACCGAUCCAGCGCCGCUGAUCGAUCGUGCGAUAGCGGAACAGAUUGUGGCGUACCUGAUCGUGAAAGGUUACCUGAAGGAAUCGUUCGUUUACACACCGUACGCCACGCUUAGCUACAUUAAGCGGGGGCCUGUGCGUGUAACGGGCGAUUCACUGAAAUUCCGCUGCGGUAAGCUGUUUCCGCUUGUACCCGACGCUAGUUCGACAAAUGGCCAUACGAUGACCACAGCCAGGAAAACUCAAAAACGGCUGUCGUCGGCUGCGAAAGCGAAUGGCACCACUGCUUCGUCGGCAGGUAAAAGCAAACGAGCCAAAGCUACGUUUGAUAGCGAUAGUGACGAUCCACCGUCUCCGGCGAGUGAUAUGUCCGAUGAAGUUAUCAUUGCUCCGGCCGAGGUAGAAGUGAUAGAGCUGGAUGGGGAAUAACUUUGUCUUUUUAUUUAAACAGUAAUAAACUUAUUUGUAAUUUAAUUCGUUAUAAAA
Molecule: messenger RNA, 2258 nt
Organism: Anopheles stephensi (Asian malaria mosquito)
Lineage: Eukaryota; Metazoa; Arthropoda; Insecta; Diptera; Culicidae
Product: ATP-dependent DNA helicase Q1-like
Exons: 3
Coding region: 192-2201 (669 amino acids)
Biological process (GO): double-strand break repair via homologous recombination
Cellular component (GO): cytoplasm; chromosome
Molecular function (GO): 3'-5' DNA helicase activity; ATP binding; four-way junction helicase activity
Source: RefSeq, a predicted model, not a curated record